GUGCCGCCAAGCUUACUCUCGAAGGAAUUGAGUUCCGCGACUGCAGUGCGCCUGCUCUCCUGGUGGCGCCGGCGAGCAUGGCCAAUCUUUCUGUAGCAAACUGUGUCUUUACGGAAUUUACACGCGCACUCUUGGACCCAGCGCGCGUGGACAUCGGCAACGCGGCGUCGGUGGUGCAAGCCACGGAUGGCACACGGGCUCUGGCUAUCCACAUAACCGAGUUCAGCGGAACUCUCAGCCUGAAGGACACGGUGUUUACCGGCAACCACUUCCUGCCGCCGCCACCACAGUCUGAAACAACGGAGCCCAGCUCGCCACCCAGCUAUGGCGGGUAUGGGGGCUACGGCGGAGGCACUUAUGGCGGCUAUGGGGCUAGCGGCUUCGGUGGAAGCUUUGGCGAGUAUGGAGGCGGCAGCGCUGCAAGUGACCCCCAAGCCGCCAGGCACCACCGGCGGAGGCAGGCUCGGGCUGUUGGUGUGCAUGCUGCCGCCUGUUCCACCUCGUCGGCAGGAGCUCUGCUGGGCCAGUGCAGUGCCGCGGCGAUGGGGCGCGCCAUGGACAGCCGGCAGCAGCAACUGCUGCCGGGCUCGCAUCGCGCCGCGUUGUCUUCCAGGUCCCAACACCAGCAGCAGCAAAGGAUGCCUUUGACCGCCAGUGAAGUUUCGAGAAGGCAGCGGCGGAGGCUGUUGCAAGACAGCAGCAGUGCGGCGGGCGGCACCAGUGGCGGGCCGAGCGCGGCGAAGGUCCGGGCUAUUGCAAGCCAGCGGCCGCUGGAGUAUGCCAAAGUCCUACACGAGGGCCUGCGAGAGGGCCCCUGGGCAGACGACAUGGAGGCGGUGGCGGCUGUGACGUGCGGCCGCGGCGCCAACACCAGCAGCGACACCACCUGCAGCGUGACCCUGCAGAACGUCACGUUCGAGUACAACACAGGCGUGGCCACCAGCGGCCUGUACGUGCUGUGUGACGGCGCGGCCCGCUGCGACGUGCGCCUGCACAACACCAGCCUGCGCCACAACCGGCUGUUGUGGCAGGCGGCGCUGGAGCCUGGCGACCUGCAGGGAGGGGCCGUGAGCCCCUACGACGACACGGGGCUGCAGCUGUUCCGGCGCGUGAUGCCGUGGCUCACCUACACGUACCCGCUGAUGUACAUCUGGGGCGGGAUGAAAAGCUUCAAAGCCUGGGGCUCUCCUCUCUACGACCUCUUUGUGGACCCGAAUGAUCCCAACGUGGGGCCGCUGCCGGAUGUGACGGGCCGCACGCUGGGCGCCGUGGUGGUGCACAGCCGCCACCCGCCGGCGGUGGGCGUGGCGCCGGGCGGUGCAGGCAUGGUGUCGCUGGUGGUGGAGGGCGGAGAGUUUGAGGACAACGACGGCGCCGCCGUUAUGACCACUGCUGCAGACUGGAGCAGCGUUGCUGGAGGUCAUGGCAACUGGUCUGAGGAGGCACCCAUGCGACACGCCCUUGACGCGGUCAUACGCGGUGUCACCGCGCGCAACCACGGCAGCGGCAUGCCCGUGUUCUGGCUGCGUUGGGCCAAGAGCGUCAGCGUGUCCGAUUGCCAGUUCGACACCACCACGGGCUCCCUGUGGCUGGACGAGGCGCGCGACCAGGCGGCCAUCACCGACACCACCUUCACACGGAGUGUGCUGCCGGAGCAGAUGUGGCUGUACGCGCAGAGCUUCCUGGCUGUGGCGCCGCUGGAGGGCAUACAGUACGUGAACGACAUGGGGGCGGGCUCCCACCACUCCGUGAUGGUGGCGAUGACGGCGCAGGGCCAGGCUGAGACGCACGUGACCGUGGACCGCUGCGUGUUCGAGGACAACCCCAGCUACGUGUACGGCACGCUGUUUGUGGUGGGUGUGGACCAUCUCACCCCCGACAAGAACCAGCUGCCUGGGCGCAUGAAGGUGGUCGUCAGCAACUCCGUGUUUGCGCACAAUUACUGCAGGCGUGUGCCGCCGGGCGCGGGCCCUGACGCCGAAUGCCUCACCGGCGAGCGGCCGUUAUACGUCACACAGGCGUUCCAUACGGAGGUGGCCAACUGCAGCUUCACCGGCAACCGCAACGGCGCCCUGUCCAUCGACACGAGUGGCGGGCUGCUCGUCCGGGACUCCAACUUCACGAACAACGUGCAGACGUAUUACGCGACCGGACUGUACGUUGACGAGUCCAGUGGCGGCGCAGGCGUGGUCGCGAUCCAGAUCGGCAGGGGAGCAGUGGAGCUGACGGGGAGCCAAUUUGUGAACAACUCCUCGCCGCAAGGCGGCGGCGCAGCCUACUUCUCUGACAUCUACUACCUCCGGAUGUCCAACUGCACUUUUGACUCGAACAGCGCCCCUUGGGGAGAUGGAGGAGCCGUGAGGGUGAUGACCACCGAGGCGACGGCCGAUGACGUGCAGAAUGACAGCGAGAGCAACAGCGGCCUCGCUGUCGACAGCAUCAUCGACUGCAUCUUCGUCAACAACACGGCAGGCCGCCGCGGUGGGGCCAUUGCCGGCGUCAAGGCCUCCCUGGACAACACCUGGACCAUCGCCACCUCCGCCUUCGUCAACAACCGCGCCAUGCUGUUUCCAAACGUCACAGAUAUCCUAGUGCGGUCGGAUCAGGCUGGAGGAGGGGCCCUGUACGCGGAGCAGCUGAACUCACUGGACCUGACGAACUGCACAUUUGAUGGGAACCGGGUAGCGCGUCACGCGGGCGGUGCGGUGCGAGUGGUGGACAUGAGUGGCGUGCUGACCACGAAGGGCGUGUUGUUCCAGAACAACGCCGCGAUCGUGGGCGGCGCGCUUGCGGCCAGCAGGGUCGCUCAGGUCCGCAUCACCGUCACGUCCCCUGACGAGCUUGUCCCCAGCGCCUUCAUCAACAACACAGCUGUGGACCCCUGGACGUGGCCCGACACGUCACCACUGCCGCACGUGCGGAACAAUACGCUCUACCCCUCCCUCAACGACCUUGGUGUCGGGUACGGCGGCGCAGUGCACGUGGCGUACGGCAAGUUCAUCAUUGACAAAACGGCUUUGUUCUACAACAACAGCGCCGUGGCCGGCGGCGCCAUUGCAACCCUGUACUGUGCCGAGGUCUGGUUGGAUGCGAACUUGCAGGCCCAGACGGAAGUCUCAAACCUGACACUGGCGCCGCAGCACGCAGGCGCACCGGGCGGCGUUGUACGUGUGUACGGCGACGCGGCCCCCGCUGCGACCGUGCCGUACAGCAUCCUUUUUGCGAACAACUCGGCGAUGUUGGGCGGUGCGCUGUUUACGCAAGGCACCACGGACUUGAAGAGCUUUUAUGGCUUACAGGGCUUGCAGCAAGAUGUGGAAGGGCCGCCCUCAGACGACGUGCUGCGCCAGGGAUGGACGGUGCAAGACUACUACGACAGCGACAAUAUCACGCGAUACAUCAUCUCACCAUCGAAUGCGCUAGCGCGGCUGCCUGUGAUCGUGUUCUACAACAACACGGCAAACGGGGGCGGGGCUAUCUACAUCGACGGCGCCGACCAGGUGCACCUGCAAGGCAUCAGACUUCUGGCCAAUCGCGCACUGGCGCCGCCUCUGGCCCCCGGCCACAAGGGGUUGUACGGGCGGGAGGCGCUCGCCAACGGCAGCGUGGCGGGGCAGCCGUGCUACCGCGGAGACGGCGGCGCGGUGUGCGUGACCGGCCGGGCGGGCAGCUCUGUCCUGACAGGGGCCGGAAUGCUGUGUCACAAGAGUUGUGGCGAGGGUGGCACAGACAAUAGGCUUCAACGGCCCUGAUCUUCAUGCGAUCAGCAUCGAUCCUCACAAAUGCCAGCUGCAUCCGCAUGCGUGUUUGUUGUAAUAUGGACUCUUG
Molecule: messenger RNA, 3828 nt
Organism: Chlamydomonas reinhardtii
Lineage: Eukaryota; Viridiplantae; Chlorophyta; Chlorophyceae; Chlamydomonadales; Chlamydomonadaceae
Exons: 20
Coding region: 78-3752 (1224 amino acids)
Source: RefSeq, a predicted model, not a curated record